This is a messenger RNA of Mesorhabditis belari, 462 nucleotides long. The record is from the annotation of a GenBank genome assembly. NCBI's taxonomy places the organism in Eukaryota, Metazoa, Nematoda, Chromadorea, Rhabditida, Rhabditidae.
AUGAGCGCUUGGCGAUACUUCGGAUUUGUGCCACUCAUCCUUCUCGCUGAGGCCACACUCCAUCACGGGUUUCAAGGAGUAGGACGAUCCGCACAGCUCGGAAUAACCACCACGACAACACCUCCAAGCACCGUCUCUUCUGGCAACUCGCAGGAACUCAACAAUGGAACACAGACCGACAGAAGCCUAUCCAAAAGUAUGGAAGAUGAGCUAGGUGUGAUCAAGAAGGAAAUUGGCACCAUCCGUGAGCAAGUGUCUGUCUGGAUGAGUGACCCGUACAAUCAGCGAAUCGUGAUGCCCAUUCUCAUCGGCGUCCUCUCGGCUCUCGUCACAAUGGGAUUGUUCUACUUGGCUCAAAGAUGUUGUCGCAAGUAUCAAAUGCGUCGCCGUCAAUCGCGCGUCAUCAAUCCGAAGGAGAAAGAUGCUGGUGAAUCGCAGAAGCUCAUCUCUGAUGACGAAUUG